Messenger RNA from Chiloscyllium plagiosum (whitespotted bambooshark), 371 nucleotides. The record is from RefSeq and is a predicted model, not a curated record. Lineage: Eukaryota; Metazoa; Chordata; Chondrichthyes; Orectolobiformes; Hemiscylliidae.
UUUGUGGUUUCCUCGGUUGAUAACCUUUUUUUGGUUCCCCUACCCCACUCCUUGUUAGGGAGAAUAAUCGCUCCAAAAAAGACUCGAGUUGUUCAACAGCAGAAAUUGAAGAAGAACCUGGAAGUUGCUAUAAGGAACAAGAUUGAACAUGAUGUCACCAUGAAAGCUAGCUCCAACAUGCCCAAGAAACUGAACAUUGUCAAAGCGCCACAGAAGAAGGGCAAGGCAAACAAUUAAGCAUUUACCAGUCUGGAAUGUAUCUCCAGAUAUUGGAAAGAAGCUCAGUGAAGCUUGCAAAGUGAUAUCGCCAAUAUACUUUCGUCCUCUUUGGAUACAUUUUGAUUCAUUCAUUGAAAAAAAUAUAUAUUUUG